This is a messenger RNA of Triticum dicoccoides, 2074 nucleotides long. RefSeq lists its product as uncharacterized. The record is from RefSeq and is a predicted model, not a curated record. NCBI's taxonomy places the organism in Eukaryota, Viridiplantae, Streptophyta, Magnoliopsida, Poales, Poaceae. The coding region runs from base 284 to 1654 and encodes 456 amino acids. The transcript has 7 exons.
AUAUGAAGUCAUUUGAAAAGCUAUCAACAUCCGCGGCAGUUUUCAGAGUGAUAUUUGUUUGUCUGAUGGAGAUUCGAAAUGCGAACAAUGUGGCAAUUCUGCUGGAGCGGGACAGACUGCAGAGAGGAACAAAGAGAGUGCAAAAGGUAGCAAAGCGACCAGUCCACACGCCGACCGAGCCGAACCAGGCCCAUCACGAUUUCCACCACGCGCGGCCUAACGGAGCCCACCACGGAAGCCGAACCCUCUCCUCUUCGCCGUCCCCAGCUCCGUCGGUCCACCCAUGUCGUCCUCCUCGUCGCUGAUCCAAGGCAUCUCCAUCUCGGUCUCCGACGACGACGAGGCCUCCGGGAAGGUGCGCGUCCGCGUGCGCCGCAAGCGCAACCGCCACCCGGUCUCCGCCCGCCGCCGCUUCCUCCGCCGCGCCGCUCGGCUGGGCGGCCCGCUCCUCCUCGCCGCCCUCGCCGUCUCCCUCUUCGCCUAUGAGUACUACCGCCUCUCCCCGUUCCACUCAUCCUCCUCGUCCGCUCCGCCGCCUCCGCCUCCGACGCAGGCCGCCGGCAACCUCAGCCGCGUCGACCGCGCCGACCGCGCCCGGAAGUCAUGCCUGAAGAUGCUCGAUACUGAGAUGCUUCAAAAUCUGGAACUUCGUGAACCCCCUGAACAAAAUCUGCCAGUCAAGGAAGUUGUGUACAGGUCCAGUCUGCCCCAUCUUGAAGAUAACGUUUCAUCCCGUAUGACGAAUUCGCGAUUUAAUUCAUUCACGGGAUAUCAGACCCUUACUGAAAGAGAAGAGAGUUUCAAGCCAAAGGAAACUACAGUGGUUCAUUGUGGCUUCUACAGUGAAAAUGGAGGGUUCAGAGUUUCUGAUGUAGAUAAAGAUUACAUGAGAUCUUGCAGAGUUGUUGUGGCCACUUGUGCGUUUGGUGGAGGGGAUGACCUUCACCAGCCUAUAGGGAUGACAGAAGUGUCUGUCAAAAAGGUAUGCUAUGUUGCAUUCUGGGAUGAAGUCACUCUCUCAGCUCAACAUGAGGAAGGCAAGAAGAUUGGUGAAGAUCUCAGGAUUGGCCUUUGGAGGAUCAUUCUUGUGAGAGACCUUCCUUUCACAGAUCAACGGCUGAAUGGCAAAAUUCCCAAGCUGAUAAGCCAUCGCCUUUUCCCUAUGGCAAGAUACUCGAUUUGGGUGGAUUCGAAGUCCCAGUUCCGGAGAGAUCCACUAGGAGUCAUUGAGGCCCUUCUGUGGCGCUCAAACUCUUCCUUGGCAUUAUCGGAACAUGGAGCUCGGAGCAGCUUGUAUGACGAGGGUAACGCGAUUGUUAAGAAACACAAAGCAACCCCAGAAGAAGUUAAAAUACAGUUGGAUCAGUACCGGCAAGAUGGCAUUCCGGAUGACAAACGAUUCAACGGAAAGAAAGCUCUUGCAGAAGCUUCAGCCAUUGUGAGGGAUCACGCCCCCUCGACGAACCUCUUCAUGUGCCUCUGGUUCAACGAGGUGGUGAGGUUCACCUCCCGGGAUCAGCUGAGCUUCCCCUACGUGCUGCGACGCCUCAGGCUCCCCGGCGUCCACCUGUUCCCGGUGUGCGCCCGCAAGGAUCUCGUCAACAGCUUCGGCCACAGGCGCAAGGUGAAGCCUCUCGCCAAGGAGGGCAGAUGAGCUUCUGAAUCUAGCGCCCUGGGCGUUGUCCUGACUGGAAUUUCGACAAUGCGUGGCCUCGAUACACUCCACCUGCGCAAGCUGUAUAGUUACUCUAGUAGUUCUUUUCUUCGUCAUCUUGAUUUGAGGUGUAGACUAUCUUGGGGUAGCGAGAGGAGCAGUCAUUCAAAGUUCUCAGCUGGUACUGGUAGUAGCGCAAUGCAGGGGUACACAGGAGAAUGGCUUUGCCUGAUGUUGUUCAAGGCAAAUGUAGAUCGCCAAUUCGCCAUUCUUCUCGGCAGAAACGAAAUCAAAGAAUUUCGGCUAACCCCAAGUCAAUGCCUUAAUUUUGGCAUUUGUAUCCUUUCUAGCCCUGUCUGUUUUCUUCUUGAUCCUUACCAUGAACUAGCUAAUUCUCAUGAAAUUCAUGUGCAGCUUUCA